Theileria parva strain Muguga is the source of this 712-nucleotide messenger RNA. RefSeq lists its product as uncharacterized. Gene Ontology annotation, cellular component: mitochondrial inner membrane. Bases 13 to 711 code for a protein of 232 amino acids. Gene Ontology annotation, biological process: intracellular copper ion homeostasis; mitochondrial respiratory chain complex IV assembly. Gene Ontology annotation, molecular function: copper ion binding; copper chaperone activity. NCBI's taxonomy places the organism in Eukaryota, Apicomplexa, Aconoidasida, Piroplasmida, Theileriidae. The record is from RefSeq and is a predicted model, not a curated record. The transcript has 9 exons.
AAUAAAAAUAAAAUGUUUAACAGUAUAAAAACUAAAAUUAAAUUUGUUCCCAGAGGAACGAGAGCUUUCUCGACUCGUCAAAAUCCAGGAAUCAAAAUAACAUUUAAAGGAGCAUUGAUUAACAUCGCAGUUUGUGGGGCUGUAGGAGCCGGAGUAUACUACGCAUUCAAUAAGAAAAGAAGUCAGCAAUUAGCAAUUGUAACUGAAGAAAGAUAUGGUACACCGCAACUGGGAGGGACCUUUAAACUAAUUGACCAAGAUGGCGUAGAAAGAUCGUCUGAAGAAUUUAAGGGCAAAUACGUUUUAAUUUACUUUGGAUUCUGUAAUUGCCCUGAUAUAUGCCCUGAAGAGAUGGAUAAACAGACCCAAGUUGUCAAGACCCUAGAUAAGGAAUUUGGGCCUCUAGUACAACCCAUUUUCGUUUCAGUCGACCCCAAGAGAGAUGUACCAAAAGUUCUCAAAAAAUACAUAAAGGAUUACCACCCUAGGCUCGUGGCACUAACAGGAACACCAGAAAUGAUUAAGGAAGUGACGAGAAAGUUCCGAGUGUAUUAUAAUGAAGGGAUCAAAGCCACAGACCAGGACUACCUUAUUGACCAUUCUAUAAUACAUUAUCUAAUGGAUAAGGAUGGUAAAUUUUUGGAAUUUUACGGCAAAAACACAAACGCGCAGGAGAUGGCCAAAGCAAUAUCUAAUAUAAUUAAAAAGUGAA